CUCACGUCAUGAGAGAGUAUUUCAUCAGGGCCAGAUUGGCUGAGGUCGACUUUGAUUCCUUCACUAACCUCAUACCAAGCUCUAUUCGACAUUAACUGUCCUGCUACAGAAGUUCCGCGAAAUGACUACGGAGAACAGCCCCCAGAAUGACGUAGCGAUGCACGAAGCAACAGAAGCAACAUCCAGCGAUAUCCAGCUAACACUCACCCAUCACGGAAAGCCAGUAACACUGUCAUUACACCGAGAUGCCACCCUGCAAGAUCUCUCAGACAAAGUAGCUACCGAGCUCUCAAUACCACCUCCGAAUCAAAAGUUCCUCAUCGCGAAACUCGGCCUCCAGAAGCCGCCGUUCAAGGAUGCGACCAUACCCGUCUCCUCACUCGCCUCAAAGAAGAUCACGCUUCUCGGAAGUACCACUGAGGAGGUCUCCUCCUUGAGCGCCAGUAUAUCCGCCGCCGUAGCACCUCGCAGAACAGGUCCCGUGAAAGCCGCCACUCCAGCUCGAACGCGGGACUGGAAGAAGGUGCAAGACGAGGCGCAAUAUACAUUCCACACUCUCCGUCCGCUACCAUACCUCCCGAAUCCUGAGCGAUCGCUCCGCUUCCUCGAACGGCUUCGCGAUGACCCCGGAAUCAAGGCCGCGAUGCGGAAGCACAAGUUCAGCGUUCCUCUGUUGACGGAGAUGGAUCCGGCGAUGCAUACAACGCAUGAGUCACGAACUCUUGGAUUAAAUAGGAACAAGGGGGAAGUUAUCGAGCUGCGGUUAAGAACCGAUGCAUAUGACGGGUAUCGGAACUACAAGACGAUACGAAAGACGCUGUGUCACGAGUUAGCGCAUAAUGUCUGGGGUCCGCAUGACCGCAACUUUUGGAAUCUGUGUACGCAGAUUGAAAAGGAGGUUAUGAGAGAUGAUUGGACAGCUGGAGGGCGGAGCGUUGGGAACGAAGAGUAUGCCCCAGGCCCAGAGGAAGAUGUGUAUGAUCAUGGGGGCUGGACGGGAGGGGAGUUUGUCUUGGGUGGUGGCGGGAGUGAUGCGGGUGUCAUUAGUAGUGCUGGAGGUGCGGUCUCCGCUGGGAACCUGAGCAGGCGCGACAUACUAGCUCGAGCCGCAGAAGAACGCAUGCGAAGGUCGAAACGGGCGAAAGAGGCUGAGGAGCGGGAGCACAGGACUGCCUCAUAGGGUGUCCGUCCCCGCAUUUGGCAUUCUUUGUUCGACGACUUCCCAGCACAGGUAUACACCGUCAUUGGCUUGACGACCAUGUUCAUUGUCUGUUUCUUUCAUGUUUCGCAUAGAGCAUAGCCAGUACCCUAGAGCACGUCAGAGUAAUUCACAACUUCCGGACCCCCA
Westerdykella ornata is the source of this 1348-nucleotide messenger RNA. RefSeq names its product WLM-domain-containing protein. Gene Ontology annotation, molecular function: proteasome binding. The transcript has a single exon. The coding region runs from base 122 to 1180 and encodes 352 amino acids. Lineage: Eukaryota; Fungi; Ascomycota; Dothideomycetes; Pleosporales; Sporormiaceae. The record is from RefSeq and is a predicted model, not a curated record.